Chondrus crispus (carragheen) is the source of this 606-nucleotide messenger RNA. The record is from the annotation of a RefSeq genome assembly. NCBI's taxonomy places the organism in Eukaryota, Rhodophyta, Florideophyceae, Gigartinales, Gigartinaceae.
AUGUCGCGCUAUAGAGGACCUCGUUUGAGAAUAUGCAGAAGAUUAGGAGAUUUACCUGGUUUAACAAGAAAAAAUUCAAAAAAACAAGUACCAGCUGGAGAGCAUGGCCAGCAAUUACGAAAACCAUCAGAAUAUGCUUUAAGACUAGAAGAAAAGCAAAAAUUAAGAUUUAAUUACGGUCUAAGUGAAAGACAAUUAUUAAGAUAUAUAAAAAUAGCAAAAAAAGUACAAGGGUCUACUGGUCUAGUAUUAUUACAAAUACUAGAAAUGAGAUUAGACAACAUUAUUUUUAGAUUAGGUAUUGCACCAACAAUACCAGCAGCUCGACAAUUAGUUAAUCAUAGGCAUAUACUAGUAAACGAAAAGAAUGUCUCUAUUUGCAGUUAUCAAUGUAAAGCUGGUGAUACUAUAAAAAUUAGGGAUAAAGAAUCAUCUAAAGCACUAGUAGAAAAUAAUAUUCAAUUUCCAGGCUUGAUUAAUUUAGCUAGUCAUUUGGAAUUGGAUAAAAGAAACUUAAUCGGGAAAGUCAAUAGUAUAAUUGACAGAGAGUGGGUUGCUUUACAAUUGAACGAAUUACUUGUCGUUGAAUAUUAUUCAAGAAAAUAA